This is a messenger RNA of Melanotaenia boesemani (Boeseman's rainbowfish), 13647 nucleotides long. RefSeq lists its product as uncharacterized. The coding region runs from base 55 to 12777 and encodes 4240 amino acids. Lineage: Eukaryota; Metazoa; Chordata; Actinopteri; Atheriniformes; Melanotaeniidae. The record is from RefSeq and is a predicted model, not a curated record. The transcript is spliced from 47 exons. Gene Ontology annotation, molecular function: protein binding.
AGGGAAGUGUUGUGUUUCAACGAGGCAGAAGUUUAAAAUCCAAAGGUUCAACUCAUGGAUUGGAAGCUGAUCGUCUUUGUGCUCACAGGAGCACUGCUCAGUGUUGCCUUCGCACAGACUCGUCAGUACUACUUUGUGAACAUGCAGCUGAACUGGACUAGUGCUCAGAGUGUCUGCAGACACGACUUCACUGAUGUGGCAACCAUAGAAAACACAGAUGACAUCAAUGCUGUUGUUAGCACCACAUCAACCUUUACAGGCAAGGCUUGGAUGGGUCUCCAUGAUGACUUGGUAAACAGCUGGAGAUGGUCCCUAAAUGACAGCAGCUUCUACGGUGAAGGAGAGACGACAUUCAGAAACUGGGAUUCUGGUGGGCCCGACAAUUUUGGUGGAACACAGUACUGUGUGAGUCUUGGAGCUAAUGGCAAAUGGGAUGACAUGAACUGCAGUGAGCAGCAUAAUUUUGUGUGCUACAAUGGCACAGUGAACGGCACACCAUCUUUAGUUUUCAAUCAAACUUUGCUCUUAAAUUGGACUGAAGCUCAGCAAUUCUGCAAGCAGAAUUAUGUUGAUCUGGUCAGCAUAAGAAACCAAACUGAAAAUAACAUCAUCAAAGACAUAGCAGGUGGAUCUACUGUGUGGAUCGGUCUGUACCGGUAUAAAGAGUGGUCUGAUGGCAGCAACUCUCUGUUUCAAUACUGGGCUAACGGUCAGCCAGACAGUGGCUCACAGCAGUGUGUGGCAGCAGGAUUCGGUGACUCGGGAAAAUGGUCAGAUGAAGACUGUAGCCAGAGUUUACCGUUCAUCUGUUACACACCAACUGCAAACUUCAGAUUAUCAGGAAAAUCUCAGACCAGUAUCACUCUGCAGUGGAAUAAAGUGAACAACAACAUCAGCUUUGUUCUCAGUGUUAAUGGCACAGAAAUAAAUAUAAAUCCACCAGUUGGACCAGUAACUUACACAGUCUCAUCUCUCACCCCUGGAGCUACAUACACAUUCACUCUCUUCUCUGUGUUUGAGAACAUCAGGAGCAGUGGACUACAACUUACUGAGGAACUACCCCCCAGCUGCGUACAGCUAGGUUGUCCUUCUGGCCUGGAUUGCAUCACUUGUAAUGGAACAGACCAAUGUGUCGACCCCUGUCAGAACUACACCUCACUGAAUGAUGACUGGCGCUCAGUAAAUAACACAUACAUUUCAUAUUACUACUGGGACUAUUAUUAUAUUAACUGGCAAGGCUGGUAUCGGCUGUUUCUCAAUCAAAACAGUGCUCAAAUCCCAGAGAGAUGUAUAGAAGCAAACCGAUGUGGAGCUUAUUAUCCGAUGUGGAUAAGAGGACCUCAUCCCACACAGUCAGAUGGUAUAGUAAGUCGGACUGUGUGUGCUACUGUGGGUAGUACCUGCUGUUAUUUUACCCCACAGACCAUCCAGGUCAAACUCUGCUCUGAUUACUAUGUCUACAAACUUCAGAGACCAUCCUCCUCCUACAUGGCAUAUUGUGCAGAGCAAAUGUUCCGACCAGCAGCACAAAAUGAGACCAGUAUCACUCUGCAGUGGAAUAAAGUCAACAACAACGUUAGCUUUGUUCUCCAGUUUAAUGGUACAGAGACAAACAUCACUGCACCAGACGGAAAUGGAACAGUAACUCACACAGUCUCAUCUCUCACUGCUGGGACUAAAUACACAUUCACUCUCUUCUAUGUGUCUGACAACGUCAGAUACAAUAGAGUACAACUUACAGCUGUUACUGCUCCACAAAAUGCUGCAAACUUCACAUUAUCAGGAAAAUCUCAGACCAGUAUCACUCUGCAGUGGAAUAAAGUGAACAACAACAUCAGCUUUGUUCUCAGUGUUAAUGGCACAGAAACAAAUAUCAAUCCACCAGUUGGACCAGUAACUUACACAGUCUCAUUUCUCACUGCUGGAACUACAUACACAUUCACUCUCUUCUCUGUGUUUGAGAACAUCAGGAGCAGUGGACUACAACUUACUGAGAAACUACCCCCCAGCUGCGUACAGCUAGGUUGUCCUUCUGGCCAGGAUUGCAUCACUUUUAAUGGAAUAGACCAAUGUGUCGACCCCUGUCAGAACUACACCUCACUGAAUGAUGACUGGCGCUCAGUAAAUAACACAUACGUUUCAUAUUACUACUGGGACUAUUAUUAUAUUAACUGGCAAGGCUGGUAUCGGCUGUUUCUCAAUCAAAACAGUGCACAAAUCCCAGAGAGAUGUAUAGAAGCAAACCGAUGUGGAGCUUAUUAUCCGAUGUGGAUAACAGGACCUCAUCCCACACAGUCAGAUGGUAUAGUAAAUCGGACUGUGUGUGCUACUGUGGGUAGUACCUGCUGUUAUUUUACCCCACACACCAUCCAGGUCAAGCUCUGCUCUGGAUACUAUGUCUACAAACUACAGAGACCAUCCUCCUACUACACGGCAUAUUGUGCAGAACAAAUGUUCCGACCAGCAGCACAAAAUGAGACCAGUAUCACUCUGCAGUGGAAUAAAGUCAACAACAACGUUAGCUUUGUUCUCCAGUUUAAUGGUACAGAGACAAACAUCACUGCACCAGACGGAAAUGGAACAGUAACUCACACAGUCUCAUCUCUCACUGCUGGGACUAAAUACACAUUCACUCUCUUCUAUGUGUCUGACAACGUCAGAUACAAUAGAGUAAAACUUACAGCUGUUACUGCUCCUCUAAAUGCUGCAAACUUCACAUUAUCAGGAAAAUCUCAGACCAGUAUCACUCUGCAGUGGAAUAAAGAUAAUAACAACAUCAGCUUUGUUCUCAAUGUUAAUGGCACAGAAACAAAUAUAAAUCCACCAGUUGGACCAGUAACUUACACAGUCUCAUUUCUCACUGCUGGAACUACAUACACAUUUACUCUCUUCUCUGUGUUUGAGAACAUCAGGAGCAGUGGACUACAACUUACUGAGGAACUACCCCCCAGCUGUGUACAGCUAGGUUGUCCUUCUGGCCAGGAUUGCAUCACUUUUAAUGGAAUACAGCAAUGUGUCGACCCCUGUCAGAACUACACCUCACUGAAUGAUGACUGGCGCUCAGUAAAUAACACAUACGUUUCAAAUUACUACUGGGACAGUUAUUAUAUUAACUGGCAAGGCUGGUAUCGGCUGUUUCUCAAUCAAAACAGUGCUCAAAUCCCAGAGAGAUGUAUAGAAGCAAACCGAUGUGGAACUUAUUAUCCGAUGUGGAUAACAGGACCUCAUCCCACACAGUCAGAUGGUGUAGUAAGUCGGACUGUGUGUGCUACUGUGGGUAGUACCUGCUGUUAUUUUACCCCACACACCAUCCAGGUCAAACUCUGCUCUGAUUACUAUGUCUACAAACUUCAGAGACCAUCCUACUACGGCACGGCAUAUUGUGCAGAGAAAAUGUUCCGACCAGCAGCACAAAAUGAGACCAGUAUCACUCUGCAGUGGAAUAAAGUCAACAACAACGUUAGCUUUGUUCUCCAGUUUAAUGGUACAGAGACAAACAUCACUGCACCAGACGGAAAUGGAACAGUAACUCACACAGUCUCAUCUCUCACUGCUGGGACUAAAUACACAUUCACUCUCUUCUAUGUGUCUGACAACGUCAGAUACAGUAGAGUAAAACUUACUGCUGUUACUGCUCCUCUAAAUGCUGCAAACUUCACAUUAUCAGGAAAAUCUCAGACCAGUAUCACUCUGCAGUGGAAUAAAGUGAACAACAACAUCAGCUUUGUUCUCAGUGUUAAUGGCACAGAAAUAAAUAUAAAUCCACCAGUUGGACCAGUAACUUACACAGUCUCAUUUCUCACUGCUGGAACUACAUACACAUUCACUCUCUUCUCUGUGUUUGAGAACAUCAGGAGCAGUGGACUACAACUUACUGAGGAACUACCCCCCACCUGCGUACAGCUAGGUUGUCCUUCUGGCCAGGAUUGCAUCACUUUUAAUGGAAUACAGCAAUGUGUCGACCCCUGUCAGAACUACACCUCACUGAAUGAUGACUGGCGCUCAGUAAAUAACACAUACGUUUCAAAUUACUACUGGGACAGUUAUUAUAUUAACUGGCAAGGCUGGUAUCGGCUGUUUCUCAAUCAAAACAGUGCUCAAAUCCCAGAGAGAUGUAUAGAAGCAAACCGAUGUGGAACUUAUUAUCCGAUGUGGAUAACAGGACCUCAUCCCACACAGUCAGAUUAUGUAGUAAAUCGGACUGUGUGUGCUACUGUGGGUAGUACCUGCUGUUAUUUUACCCCACAGACCAUCCAGGUCAAACUCUGCUCUGAUUACUAUGUCUACAAACUUCAGAGACCAUCCUACUACGGCACGGCAUAUUGUGCAGAGCUAAUGUUCCGACCAGCAGCACAAAAUGAGACCAGUAUCACUCUGCAGUGGAAUAAAGUCAACAACAAUGUUAGCUUUGUUCUCCAGUUUAAUGGUACAGAGACAAACAUCACUGCACCAGACGGAAAUGGAACAGUAACUCACACAGUCUCAUCUCUCACUGCUGGGACUAAAUACACAUUCACUCUCUUCUAUGUGUUUGACAACGUCAGAUACAGUAGAGUAAAACUUACAGCUGUUACUGCUCCUCUAAAUGCUGCAAACUUCACAUCAUCAGGAAAAAAUCCGAACAGUAUCACUCUGCAGUGGAAUAAAGUGAACAACAACAUCAGCUUUGUUCUCAGUGUUAAUGGCACAGAAACAAAUAUAAAUCCACCAGUUGGACCAGUAACUUACACAGUCUCAUUUCUCACUGCUGGGACUACAUACACAUUCACUCUCUUCUCUGUGUUUGAGAACAUCAGAAGCAGUGGACUACAGCUUACUGAGGAACUACCCCCCAGCUGUGUACAGCUAGGUUGUCCUUCUGGUCUGGAUUGCAUCACUUUUAAUGGAAUAGACCAAUGUGUCGACCCCUGUCAGAACUACACCUCACUGAAUGAUGACUGGCGCUCAGUAAAUAACACAUACGUUUCAUAUUACUACUGGGACUAUUAUUAUAUUAACUGGCAAGGCUGGUAUCGGCUGUUUCUCAAUCAAAACAGUGCUCAAAUCCCAGAGAGAUGUAUAGAAGCAAACCGAUGUGGAGCUUAUUAUCCGAUGUGGAUAACAGGACCUCAUCCCACACAGUCAGAUGGUAUAGUAAAUCGGACUGUGUGUGCUACUGUGGGUAGUACCUGCUGUUAUUUUACCCCACAGACCAUCCAGGUCAAACUCUGCUCUGAUUACUAUGUCUACAAACUUAAGAGACCAUCCUCCUACUACACGGCAUAUUGUGCAGAGCAAAUUUUCCGACCAGCAGCACAAAAUGAGACCAGUAUCACUCUGCAGUGGAAUAAAGUCAACAACAACGUUAGCUUUGUUCUCCAGUUUAAUGGUACAGAGACAAACAUCACUGCACCAGACGGAAAUGGAACAGUAACUCACACAGUCUCAUCUCUCACUGCUGGGACUAAAUACACAUUCACUCUCUUCUAUGUGUCUGACAACGUCAGAUACAGUAGAGUACAACUCACUGCUGUUACUGCUCCUCUAAAUGCUGCAAACUUCACAUUAUCAGGAAAAUCUCAGACCAGUAUCACUCUGCAGUGGAAUAAAGUGAACAACAACAUCAGCUUUGUUCUCAGUGUUAAUGGCACAGAAAUAAAUAUAAAUCCACCAGUUGGACCAGUAACUUACACAGUCUCAUUUCUCACUGCUGGAACUACAUACACAUUCACUCUCUUCUCUGUGUUUGAGAACAUCAGGAGCAGUGGACUACAACUUACUGAGGAACUACCCCCCACCUGCGUACAGCUAGGUUGUCCUUCUGGCCAGGAUUGCAUCACUUUUAAUGGAAUACAGCAAUGUGUCGACCCCUGUCAGAACUACACCUCACUGAAUGAUGACUGGCGCUCAGUAAAUAACACAUACGUUUCAAAUUACUACUGGGACAGUUAUUAUAUUAACUGGCAAGGCUGGUAUCGGCUGUUUCUCAAUCAAAACAGUGCUCAAAUCCCAGAGAGAUGUAUAGAAGCAAACCGAUGUGGAACUUAUUAUCCGAUGUGGAUAACAGCACCUCAUCCCACACAGUCAGAUUAUGUAGUAAAUCGGACUGUGUGUGCUACUGUUGGUAGUACCUGCUGUUAUUUUACCCCACAGACCAUCCAGGUCAAACUCUGCUCUGAUUACUAUGUCUACAAACUUCAGAGACCAUCCUACUACGGCACGGCAUAUUGUGCAGAGCAAAUGUUCCGACCAGCAGCACAAAAUGAGACCAGUAUCACUCUGCAGUGGAAUAAAGUCAACAACAACGUUAGCUUUGUUCUCCAGUUUAAUGGUACAGAGACAAACAUCACUGCACCAGACGGAAAUGGAACAGUAACUCACACAGUCUCAUCUCUCACUGCUGGGACUAAAUACACAUUCACUCUCUUCUAUGUGUCUGACAACGUCAGAUACAAUAGAGUACAACUCACCGCUGUUACUGCUCCUCUAAAUGCUGCAAACUUCACAUUAUCAGGAAAAUCUCAGACCAGUAUCACUCUGCAGUGGAAUAAAGUGAACAACAACAUCAGCUUUGUUCUCAGUGUUAAUGGCACAGAAAUAAAUAUAAAUCCACCAGUUGGACCAGUAACUUACACAGUCUCAUUUCUCACUGCUGGAACUACAUACACAUUCACUCUCUUCUCUGUGUUUGAGAACAUCAGGAGCAGUGGACUACAACUUACUGAGGAACUACCCCCCAGCUGUGUACAGCUAGGUUGUCCUUCUGGUCUGGAUUGCAUCACUUUUAAUGGAAUAGACCAAUGUGUCGACCCCUGUCAGAACUACACCUCACUGAAUGAUGACUGGCGCUCAGUAAAUAACACAUACGUUUCAUAUUACUACUGGGACUAUUAUUAUAUUAACUGGCAAGGCUGGUAUCGGCUGUUUCUCAAUCAAAACAGUGCUCAAAUCCCAGAGAGAUGUAUAGAAGCAAACCGAUGUGGAGCUUAUUAUCCGAUGUGGAUAACAGGACCUCAUCCCACACAGUCAGAUGGUAUAGUAAAUCGGACUGUGUGUGCUACUGUGGGUAGUACCUGCUGUUAUUUUACCCCACACACCAUCCAGGUCAAACUCUGCUCUGAUUACUAUGUCUACAAACUUAAGAGACCAUCCUCCUACUACACGGCAUAUUGUGCAGAGCAAAUUUUCCGACCAGCAGCACAAAAUGAGACCAGUAUCACUCUGCAGUGGAAUAAAGUCAACAACAACGUUAGCUUUGUUCUCCAGUUUAAUGGUACAGAGACAAACAUCACUGCACCAGACGGAAAUGGAACAGUAACUCACACAGUCUCAUCUCUCACUGCUGGGACUAAAUACACAUUCACUCUCUUCUAUGUGUCUGACAACGUCAGAUACAGUAGAGUACAACUCACUGCUGUUACUGCUCCUCUAAAUGCUGCAAACUUCACAUUAUCAGGAAAAUCUCAGACCAGUAUCACUCUGCAGUGGAAUAAAGUGAACAACAACAUCAGCUUUGUUCUCAGUGUUAAUGGCACAGAAAUAAAUAUAAAUCCACCAGUUGGACCAGUAACUUACACAGUCUCAUUUCUCACUGCUGGAACUACAUACACAUUCACUCUCUUCUCUGUGUUUGAGAACAUCAGGAGCAGUGGACUACAACUUACUGAGGAACUACCCCCCACCUGCGUACAGCUAGGUUGUCCUUCUGGCCAGGAUUGCAUCACUUUUAAUGGAAUACAGCAAUGUGUCGACCCCUGUCAGAACUACACCUCACUGAAUGAUGACUGGCGCUCAGUAAAUAACACAUACGUUUCAAAUUACUACUGGGACAGUUAUUAUAUUAACUGGCAAGGCUGGUAUCGGCUGUUUCUCAAUCAAAACAGUGCUCAAAUCCCAGAGAGAUGUAUAGAAGCAAACCGAUGUGGAACUUAUUAUCCGAUGUGGAUAACAGCACCUCAUCCCACACAGUCAGAUUAUGUAGUAAAUCGGACUGUGUGUGCUACUGUGGGUAGUACCUGCUGUUAUUUUACCCCACAGACCAUCCAGGUCAAACUCUGCUCUGAUUACUAUGUCUACAAACUUCAGAGACCAUCCUACUACGGCACGGCAUAUUGUGCAGAGCAAAUGUUCCGACCAGCAGCACAAAAUGAGACCAGUAUCACUCUGCAGUGGAAUAAAGUCAACAACAACGUUAGCUUUGUUCUCCAGUUUAAUGGUACAGAGACAAACAUCACUGCACCAGACGGAAAUGGAACAGUAACUCACACAGUCUCAUCUCUCACUGCUGGGACUAAAUACACAUUCACUCUCUUCUAUGUGUCUGACAACGUCAGAUACAGUAGAGUAAAACUUACAGCUGUUACUGCUCCUCUAAAUGCUGCAAACUUCACAUUAUCAGGAAAAUCUCAGACCAGUAUCACUCUGCAGUGGAAUAAAGUGAACAACAACAUCAGCUUUGUUCUCAGUGUUAAUGGCACAGAAAUAAAUAUAAAUCCACCAGUUGGACCAGUAACUUACACAGUCUCAUUUCUCACUGCUGGAACUACAUACACAUUCACUCUCUUCUCUGUGUUUGAGAACAUCAGGAGCAGUGGACUACAACUUACUGAGGAACUACCCCCCACCUGCGUACAGCUAGGUUGUCCUUCUGGCCAGGAUUGCAUCACUUUUAAUGGAAUACAGCAAUGUGUCGACCCCUGUCAGAACUACACCUCACUGAAUGAUGACUGGCGCUCAGUAAAUAACACAUACGUUUCAAAUUACUACUGGGACAGUUAUUAUAUUAACUGGCAAGGCUGGUAUCGGCUGUUUCUCAAUCAAAACAGUGCUCAAAUCCCAGAGAGAUGUAUAGAAGCAAACCGAUGUGGAACUUAUUAUCCGAUGUGGAUAACAGGACCUCAUCCCACACAGUCAGAUUAUGUAGUAAAUCGGACUGUGUGUGCUACUGUGGGUAGUACCUGCUGUUAUUUUACCCCACAGACCAUCCAGGUCAAACUCUGCUCUGAUUACUAUGUCUACAAACUUCAGAGACCAUCCUACUACGGCACGGCAUAUUGUGCAGAGCUAAUGUUCCGACCAGCAGCACAAAAUGAGACCAGUAUCACUCUGCAGUGGAAUAAAGUCAACAACAAUGUUAGCUUUGUUCUCCAGUUUAAUGGUACAGAGACAAACAUCACUGCACCAGACGGAAAUGGAACAGUAACUCACACAGUCUCAUCUCUCACUGCUGGGACUAAAUACACAUUCACUCUCUUCUAUGUGUUUGACAACGUCAGAUACAGUAGAGUAAAACUUACAGCUGUUACUGCUCCUCUAAAUGCUGCAAACUUCACAUUAUCAGGAAAAUCUCAGACCAGUAUCACUCUGCAGUGGAAUAAAGUGAACAACAACAUCAGCUUUGUUCUCAGUGUUAAUGGCACAGAAAUAAAUAUAAAUCCACCAGUUGGACCAGUAACUUACACAGUCUCAUUUCUCACUGCUGGAACUACAUACACAUUCACUCUCUUCUCUGUGUUUGAGAACAUCAGGAGCAGUGGACUACAACUUACUGAGGAACUACCCCCCACCUGCGUACAGCUAGGUUGUCCUUCUGGCCAGGAUUGCAUCACUUUUAAUGGAAUACAGCAAUGUGUCGACCCCUGUCAGAACUACACCUCACUGAAUGAUGACUGGCGCUCAGUAAAUAACACAUACGUUUCAAAUUACUACUGGGACAGUUAUUAUAUUAACUGGCAAGGCUGGUAUCGGCUGUUUCUCAAUCAAAACAGUGCUCAAAUCCCAGAGAGAUGUAUAGAAGCAAACCGAUGUGGAACUUAUUAUCCGAUGUGGAUAACAGCACCUCAUCCCACACAGUCAGAUUAUGUAGUAAAUCGGACUGUGUGUGCUACUGUGGGUAGUACCUGCUGUUAUUUUACCCCACAGACCAUCCAGGUCAAACUCUGCUCUGAUUACUAUGUCUACAAACUUCAGAGACCAUCCUACUACGGCACGGCAUAUUGUGCAGAGCAAAUGUUCCGACCAGCAGCACAAAAUGAGACCAGUAUCACUCUGCAGUGGAAUAAAGUCAACAACAACGUUAGCUUUGUUCUCCAGUUUAAUGGUACAGAGACAAACAUCACUGCACCAGACGGAAAUGGAACAGUAACUCACACAGUCUCAUCUCUCACUGCUGGGACUAAAUACACAUUCACUCUCUUCUAUGUGUCUGACAACGUCAGAUACAAUAGAGUACAACUCACUGCUGUUACUGCUCCUCUAAAUGCUGCAAACUUCACAUUAUCAGGAAAAUCUCAGACCAGUAUCACUCUGCAGUGGAAUAAAGUGAACAACAACAUCAGCUUUGUUCUCAGUGUUAAUGGCACAGAAAUAAAUAUAAGUCCACCAGUUGGACCAGUAACUUACACAGUCUCAUUUCUCACUGCUGGAACUACAUACACAUUCACUCUCUUCUCUGUGUUUGAGAACAUCAGGAGCAGUGGACUACAACUUACUGAGGAACUACCCCCCACCUGCGUACAGCUAGGUUGUCCUUCUGGCCAGGAUUGCAUCACUUUUAAUGGAAUACAGCAAUGUGUCGACCCCUGUCAGAACUACACCUCACUGAAUGAUGACUGGCGCUCAGUAAAUAACACAUACGUUUCAAAUUACUACUGGGACAGUUAUUAUAUUAACUGGCAAGGCUGGUAUCGGCUGUUUCUCAAUCAAAACAGUGCUCAAAUCCCAGAGAGAUGUAUAGAAGCAAACCGAUGUGGAACUUAUUAUCCGAUGUGGAUAACAGGACCUCAUCCCACACAGUCAGAUUAUGUAGUAAGUCGGACUGUGUGUGCUACUGUGGGUAGUACCUGCUGUUAUUUUACCCCACAGACCAUCCAGGUCAAACUCUGCUCUGAUUACUAUGUCUACAAACUUCAGAGACCAUCCUACUACGGCACGGCAUAUUGUGCAGAGCUAAUGUUCCGACCAGCAGCACAAAAUGAGACCAGUAUCACUCUGCAGUGGAAUAAAGUCAACAACAAUGUUAGCUUUGUUCUCCAGUUUAAUGGUACAGAGACAAACAUCACUGCACCAGACGGAAAUGGAACAGUAACUCACACAGUCUCAUCUCUCACUGCUGGGACUAAAUACACAUUCACUCUCUUCUAUGUGUCUGACAACGUCAGAUACAGUAGAGUAAAACUUACAGCUGUUACUGCUCCUCUAAAUGCUGCAAACUUCACAUCAUCAGGAAAAAAUCCGAACAGUAUCACUCUGCAGUGGAAUAAAGUGAACAACAACAUCAGCUUUGUUCUCAGUGUUAAUGGCACAGAAACAAAUAUAAAUCCACCAGUUGGACCAGUAACUUACACAGUCUCAUUUCUCACUGCUGGGACUACAUACACAUUCACUCUCUUCUCUGUGUUUGAGAACAUCAGAAGCAGUGGACUACAGCUUACUGAGGAACUACCCCCCAGCUGUGUACAGCUAGGUUGUCCUUCUGGUCUGGAUUGCAUCACUUUUAAUGGAAUAGACCAAUGUGUCGACCCCUGUCAGAACUACACCUCACUGAAUGAUGACUGGCGCUCAGUAAAUAACACAUACGUUUCAAAUUACUACUGGGACUAUUAUUAUAUUAACUGGCAAGGCUGGUAUCGGCUGUUUCUCAAUCAAAACAGUGCUCAAAUCCCAGAGAGAUGUAUAGAAGCAAACCGAUGUGGAGCUUAUUAUCCGAUGUGGAUAACAGCACCUCAUCCCACACAGUCAGAUGGUAUAGAAAAUCGGACUGUGUGUGCUACUGUGGGUAGUACCUGCUGUUAUUUUCCCCCACAUACCAUCCAGGUCAAACUCUGCUCUGAUUACUAUGUCUACAAACUUAAGAGACCAUCCUCCUACUACACGGCAUAUUGUGCAGAGCAAAUUUUCCGACCAGCAGCACAAAAUGAGACUAGUAUCACUCUGCAGUGGAAUAAAGUCAACAACAACGUUAGCUUUGUUCUCCAGUUUAAUGGUACAGAGACAAACAUCACUGCACCAGACGGAAAUGGAACAGUAACUCACACAGUCUCAUCUCUCACUGCUGGGACUAAAUACACAUUCACUCUCUUCUAUGUGUCUGACAACGUCAGAUACAGUAGAGUACAACUUACAGCUGUUACUGCUCCUCUAAAUGCAUUUGGCUUCAGACCUUCUGGACAAGAUGAGACCAGUAUCACUCUGCAGUGGAGUAAAAUCAACAACAAUGUUAGCUUUGUUCUCCAGUUUAAUGGUUUAGAGAGGAGCAUCACUGCACCAGAUGGAGAUGGACCAGUAACUUACACAGUCUCAUUUCUCACUGCUUGGACUGAAUACACAUUCACUCUCUUCUCUGUGUUUGAGAACAUUAGAAGCAGUGGAGUCAUCAUCACUGCAUCUACUGCUCCUCCAAAUGCUGCAAACUUCCGUUCUUUAGGACAAAAUGAGACCAGUAUCACUCUGCAGUGGAGUAAAGUUAACAACAACGUUAGCUUUGUUCUCCAGUUUAAUGGUAUAGAGACAAACAUCACUGCACCAGAUGGAGAUGGACCAGUAAACUACACAGUCUCAUCUCUCACCGCCAGAACAUGGUACACAUUCACUCUUUUCUCUGUGAUUGAGAACAUCAGGAGCAGUGGAGUCAGCAUCACUGCAGCUACCGGACCCAAUUUGGUUGUUGGAUUACAAGUAAAAUUACAGUCAUUUACUAAACUGUCAGAUUCAGAUCUCCAGGAUAUGCUGGCACAGCUCUUUAAUUACUAUGGGAUACAGCCACAGAUUUCCAUAAAGGUCCUCUCUGUGAAGCCAUGAGAAGAGUGGAGAACAACAUCGUUUCCUAUGCUUCCCUGAAAAGAGCAGAACUUGAUGAUGGGAAUUUUUUUAAUGUCAUAAUUAUACAAAAUCAUUAUUUUAGCUUUAUGUAUCUGUAACAGUGAAAUCAUUAUCAGAUUAAAUAUCAUAUAUAAAUUGGUUAAGACCAUGUUAAGCUUUCUUUAUUGUUAUUGUUUUGUUGUUGUAAUUUGUUUGAAAUAAAUCAUCUGAGAGUGCUAAAAUUAACUCAUCCACUUUUUCCUUGUUGCUAAAGCCUACAUGUAUUAUAUCAAUAUAUAGAAAGAAAUACCAGACAAAACAAAUGCAAUACUUCACCUGAGCCAGACUUUACUCCUCCCACCUUCAAACAACAUGCAAGAUGAGUCUCAGAGGGAGGGGUAACAGCUGAAUGGGAGGACUUUUGCUUCACAACCACAAUCCCAUUAUUUGCCUUUGCUCCCUCCGAGGUCAUCUUUCAUAUUCAGGAAAAGGGUAGGACUUGGACUUAAUGAGAGCCAGGUAUGUUUCAGCAUGUUGAAUUAGUAAAUGUAGUAAUGUAAAUAUGUCUGCCUUUUGUGCUGCAAAGUACCUAAUGUAGAGUGGGCCAAAUAUGUGAAGCCUUUAGCUGCUAUUCUAGAGUGGAGUGUUUUAUAUGGUAUACUCAGUCAUUCAGUUCCAUCUGUAGCAGACAAAACAUGAAUAUUCUACAUUUAUUGUGUUAUUUUAUUCUGUAUAACAUGCUUUCUAUAGAGAAGUGUAUUUUUUCUUUCCUUUUGUUAGGUAAGAAGUUACAUUUAUGUCAUUUCCAUUAUGUGGCCUGUAGAGCACCACUCCCACCUCAGUCAUUAAACAUUAAACAUAUGUAUUCAA